AUGGAGACAACCGGCUCAGGGAAGCAACUGCGAGGCCUGCUACUGGCCGAGCUCGUUCGAGUUCAGAAACUGGCGAGGCAGGUGGAAGCCGAUCUCAAUCUUCACUUUGGCAAUGGACCCUGCCAUUUUCUGCUGCAAGAGAUGCUCGAAGCGAUAGACAAGUCGAUUUCCUUGGUCCAGUCGGGACACCCGGUGGUCGCCGGAGAGUCCCUUCCUUCAGCCGGCAGGAUGCCCAAGAAGAGGAAGAUAAUGGCUACGUGGAUCCAAGAAGUGCGAGUGAAUUCCGGUGCCGCCGGAGUCGAUUUCCCCGUCGACGAUGGCUAUAGCUGGAGGAAAGGCUACUACAGAUGCAAGCAUAGCAUGACUCAGGGCUGCCCGGCGACCAAGCAAGUGCAGCAAUCGGACGGCGACCGGUUGCUCUUCCACGUCACCUACCACGGCGAGCACACCUGUCUUCAAGCGGCAGCAGAACCGUUGAUGUCGGGGCAGCGGCGGAGCCGAGUCUUGCUCUCGAGCUUCCGAAACGAGCUCAAAGUAGUGGAAACAGAGCACGUCCAUGGCCGGAAAUCGGAUGCAUCAUUCGACUUGGCGCCGCCGCCGCCGACGCCGAACCACAACAACUGCGGCAUUAGCAGACCCUCUCCGACCCUCCACUCGCAGGCGGCCGGCGGUAAUUCGGAUUCGUAUUUGCCUUUGCCUUUUUGGGACGUGGAUUCGAUGUUCCAAGAGCUGGAUUGGGAGGCAGAUUUCUUCGGCUGGUUCGAUUAUCCAACUAGUGAAUCAGUUAUCGAAGAAUCAUUCAAAAUUGGCCAUUAG
Molecule: messenger RNA, 816 nt
Organism: Zingiber officinale
Lineage: Eukaryota; Viridiplantae; Streptophyta; Magnoliopsida; Zingiberales; Zingiberaceae
Product: transcription factor WRKY19-like
Exons: 3
Coding region: 1-816 (271 amino acids)
Biological process (GO): regulation of DNA-templated transcription
Molecular function (GO): DNA-binding transcription factor activity; sequence-specific DNA binding
Source: RefSeq, a predicted model, not a curated record